AUGAAUAUUGAAGGAAAAGUUGCGUUGAUCACAGGGGCGGGACACGUAAAGGGAAUUGGAUAUGCCAUAGUGCGACAGCUUCUCGGUAAAAGAGUAAAGGGAGUUGGGAUUCUAGAUAUCAAUGAUGAGAACGGUCGAGAAGUAUUAGAUAUCUUGCAGAACGAGUUUGGUGAGCACAGGGUGAUAUAUGUUAAUUGUGAUGUUACGUCGAAGACUGACUUAGAAGGUGCAUUUGAAAAAGUGAAAACCCAUUUUGGUAGACUGGAUAUUGUAUGCAAUAAUGCUGGGAUCCAGAAUGAGGUCAACUGGGAGUUAACUCUAAACAUUAAUCUGAUGGGUACCAUCAGAGGCACAUAUCUGGCACUUGAACACAUGGGUGUAAAUUAUGGUGGCAGGGGUGGAAUCGUUAUCAACACGGCAUCUAUCGCUGGCAUCAUGACAACCUCUCAUUUUCCAGUAUAUGGUGCAUCGAAACAUGGAAUAGUGGCAUUCACACGAAACACUGCAAGCAACCGUACAUUCAAAGAAAAUAAAAUCCGUGUGUCAGCUUUCUGUCCUGCCAAAGUGGAUACACCAAUACAAGAC
Messenger RNA from Saccoglossus kowalevskii, 585 nucleotides. Its product is annotated as 15-hydroxyprostaglandin dehydrogenase [NAD(+)]-like. Gene Ontology annotation, molecular function: oxidoreductase activity, acting on the CH-OH group of donors, NAD or NADP as acceptor. NCBI's taxonomy places the organism in Eukaryota, Metazoa, Hemichordata, Enteropneusta, Harrimaniidae. The record is from RefSeq and is a predicted model, not a curated record. Gene Ontology annotation, cellular component: cytoplasm.